GGUGCGCUACGAGAGUGGAUGAUACUAUGUAACCCCAAGGUGAACAGUUGAUGAUGGCGAUGGUUGCUCGGCCAUUUGUCAUUUUCACCCGCAAGAAAACAGUGAAUAUUCAUUCACUAACAGGCCGUUUUCCCACUGUAGCCUCGUGAACAACGGAGUUGGCUCCAAUGGAGAUGCAGGGCCUCCGUCUGGGGAGGACGGCGCCCAGCGGAGAGGAUAGAUCUGCGUGUGCGAGCUCACUUACUCCAAGAAUGGAGAACUACGCGGAGAUAUUUGACGGAUUUGCUGCAUCCUGCUCCAUUCCGGUGCUUGCGCUCCCAGAAGCCAUGGAUGGCUGCGAUGAAGAGUUGGCGGGGUCGCAAAACUCUGGUUUGAACUAUUUCGAGAUCUUCGGGGUUCUUGAUGCCGGAGGCUUGUCAUUAUCGUACGAGGAGCUUUUCUCCAUGGAGAGGAAGGGGUCGAGCGAGAGAGAUGAGGACGACAGGUUAAGAGACAAAGGUGUUGCCCAGGUGGAGAUAGGAUCUCCCGGGUUACCAGCUGAAAUGCGAGUUGAACAUGUAACCGCUCCAAAAAUCGACCAAAUAUCCGCAAAGUUUUGCUCAAAAUUUGAUGCAGGUAAGAACAGCAAACAAAGCGUGCCAAACGAAGCAAAAGCCACAAUAUGCGUAUCAAGGAAUCAAGCUAACUGUGGACCUGAGCUUGAAGCUCUAACAGAAUCUCAUCCAGGAAUUGUCGAAGAUGACGGUUCUGGAAAUGUGGCAAGUGAUGAUCAUAUACUAAGUGGGUAUGUAACAGAAGAAAAGGAGGCAGAAAAACAAAGUGAAAUCCUUAAUAGAUGUUUUGUGAGUGCUAUUAUAGAUAGUUCUGAAAGUGAUUUGAAUGGUACUCAGAAGCCUCAUUAUAUAGAUGAAGCUUAUGAUUUAAAGCAAUGCUCACCCUCCUCUAGUUAUCACUCGGCAUCCAGUGGGGAUGCACCUCUCACCGAUUAUUCAUUUUUGACAAUAUCAGAUAUCAAUCUCCGCACUCAACCCUUGGAAGUAUCGCCGCCUUUGAGAGCAGCACCCAAGUUAGAUAUGAAGCAAGGAGUGUCUAAAUCUCGGCCACCUGAUGCUUCAGAUAUUGCUUUCAAUCAAAAUUACCAAGCUCAUCAUGUUGGAGGUCCUGGAACAUGCCAUUUGCUCAAAGAGACUAUGAAUAGUACUCUUCCUAGUUAUUCUAACGUGGAGAUGGAUGGCAGCAAAGCUGCUGCAGCUUCUGCUGCUGCUGUGAUCGAAGCAAUGGAGCAAGCUCAAGCUAGUCUGAAGAGUGCAAAAGAGUUGAUGGAAAGAAAGCGGGAUGAUCCUCGGAGUGAGAGGAAGCUGGGUCCUUAUGAUUUUGGCUUCUGGAAUGAGCAAAAUAUUAGUUUCUCUGGACAUUCAAAGCAUAAAACGAAGAAGUUACAAAAGUUAGUUCACAAUCAGGUAGAGAGGGUGGUACCUUCAUUGCUUUCUGAGGAUGCUGAAGAAGUAGUACAAGGUGAAGAGUCUGGAUCUUAUAAGCUACCAGAUCAGAAGGAAAGGUGUCACGAAUGGAAAAUUGACAAGCAGUUCUACGAGCUGGUCAGCAGUGAGAAGUUGAUGAGAUCAAGAGUGAUCAAUGAUGAAAAAUGUAGCAGCAAUGAAGACAUUAAAAUUAGGCACCAACUCGAUGCUCACCAAUACUAUCCUGAGAAGGAAACAUGUGGUUUGAAGGGUCAAAGGUUUCUACAGGGUGGUGACAAUGGUGAAGAUGAGAAUAAACUGGAAAUGCUCAAUACAUUUAGAAUAAAUGGGAAGAAAACGUUUUCAGGAAUUGAAUUUCAAAUGCAGGAUGGUAAUGCUAAAUGGUUGAAAUCUGGUAUCAUAACUGACAAAGAGGAGGCCAUGAACAUACUUGAAACAUCUGCCAGAGAUGACGAAGACAAAGAAGAACUGGUUGGAGCAGUUCAGGUUCCCAAUGAUGACAUAAAAAAGGCUGUAGACCCAAUCAAAUUGAUUCAACAAGAUAGAAAUGAGAAUAAACUAAAGCAGUGUCAGGAAUCCGGUAUUUGCGCGGCGGAAAAUAAUAAUGCCGAUAGUGAUUCAGAAUUCAAUAGCUGUGAGAGGAGUUCUUUGGGGUUAAUGGGUUUCUUUAUGGAUGGGAAGUCUGAGGAAUUUGAUGGAAGUGAAGCUCUGAAAGAGAAGCUGGAUCAAGUUAAAAAAGCACAUCUACACACCUCUAGUAUGGAUGAAAUUAGUGAAACUUCUGUUGUUUUUGAGUAUGAUGAGUGUAGGUCCGAUGAGGUAAAAGUUGAUACAAAUAACAUGGAAGCUGCUAGAGAAGAAUCCCAACUCGGCAUGUUUAAGCAGAUGAAAAAUGUGUAUCAUGCUAGUUAUAAUGAUGGGAAGGAUUCAGAAGCGGGGGGCAUUGAUAAUACUUAUAAACCGGAAAAUAUGAGUUUCAGUGGCAAUGGUAAAACCAUUGAAUCUGUGAAGAAAAGAAGGGCUAAGUGGAACAUACCAAACAGGAGUAACUUGAAUGUCGUGAAGCUGUUUGUGCAGCCAGUUUGUUCUGAGAAGACAGAUGAAGCAUUAGAAUUUCAGAAAAGUGAAGAAAAGAAUGUAUUUGAGAUGCCACAGAAAUUUGAAAAUUAUGAGGGCAGGCUGACUGAUUAUGAGGACAGGUUGAUUGCUAAUGGGGAAAAAAGAAAGGAUGAAAAAAAAUUUCUUGGGAAAGUGCAAGCAGCACUGGAGUUGGAAGCCCAACAGGCUUCCCAGAGAAUCAGAGUUCAGAACUCAAAAGCUGUUCAGCAAGCCAAUCAAGGGGGCAACAAAGUAGACAUUCCGAGACCAUUUGUGGAUGCUUCAGGAAGUUCAUGGAAGCAAAUGGAGAACAGUACACCUGAUGGAUGGAUAGAUGCUGAUAAUAUAAGAAAAGAUAUAUUGGAUAGAGAAAGAAACAAAGUAGACAAUCAGGCUGAGCUGAAGAGAAAAUUAGUGGAGAAGGAAAGGGUAAGAGAACAAGAAAAAGACAUGACUGCUCUUGAAAAUACAACUCAUGAAGCUUGUGAAAGGGUAUUUGCUGAAGCUAGGGAGAGUUCUGAAAAAAAUUUGCUCGACAUGAAUGCUGCUGAAGCUCAACACCGGCCUAUCACGACAUAUCGAGAUGUAAUCAAGAGUUCUGCUGAAGCAUUUGAAAUGUCUGAAAAGAUUGCAUGUGAUGCAAAACUGCAGGCAGAGUGUGCUGUAGCUGAGCGGGCGCCAGCAGAGGCUAGAGGGUGUGCCCUUUCCAAACAGUUUUCUCUUGGUGCUAGGAGGCAAGCGGAGUCAUCAGGUAACAUUCCUAAAGACAAAGACUGGAAACACAACGAAGCAGAAGAUGUUGUUAGACAUGGCAACAAGGACAAUGAGUACAAUGCAAAACCUACUUCUGAUGUGCAUGAUGCUCCAGUUGACAUGAAGAUUCAUAGUGAAGGUUAUGAGGAAGAAUCGCCAUUAAGAUGCAAGGCAAGGCAAGAGCGGUGCCGCCGAAUAGUUGAACGUGCGGCAAAAGCUCUAGCAGAAAAGAACAUGCGAGAUCUUUUUGCUCAAAGAGAGCAGGCAGAAAGAAAUAGGUUAGCAGAGUCUUUGGAUGCUGAGGUUAGGCGGUGGUCAAGUGGAAAAGAAGGAAACUUGCGUGCGCUGCUGUCGACGCUACAAUAUAUUCUUGGGCAUGACAGUGGCUGGCAGCCUAUUCCAUUGACAGACGUUAUAACUGCUGCGGCUGUGAGGAAAGCUUACAGGAAAGCGACUUUGUAUGUCCACCCUGACAAAUUGCAGCAGAGGGGCGCUACCAUUCAACAUAAGUACAUCUGUGAGAAGGUCUUCGAUCUACUUAAGGAUGCUUGGAGCAAGUUCAACUCAGAAGGGCGAUAGUGCUUCAUGUUUCUUACAUUGAACUUGCAUCAUUAUGCUAUAUUAGUCUUCAGCUGAAAAUCUCCACUUUUAUGUUAUAGAUUGCAGGCAUACUUAAAUUUCUGUCCAUAUUUGUAUAUUUUUCUUAAUCCAGUCUCAUUUAUUCCUCAUCUUUAGUAAGUUCUGAGGGAUUUAA
Molecule: messenger RNA, 4086 nt
Organism: Phalaenopsis equestris
Lineage: Eukaryota; Viridiplantae; Streptophyta; Magnoliopsida; Asparagales; Orchidaceae
Exons: 8
Coding region: 168-3911 (1247 amino acids)
Biological process (GO): clathrin coat disassembly; clathrin-dependent endocytosis
Cellular component (GO): cytoplasm; vesicle; intracellular membrane-bounded organelle
Molecular function (GO): clathrin binding
Source: RefSeq, a predicted model, not a curated record